AUGGAGAACGUCCAGAAAACUUCAGAGAACGUCCGGAGAACUUCAAAAAACGUCCGGACUGCGGAGAACAACAGAGAACGUCCGGAGGAGUUCAAAGAACGUCCGAAGGAGUUCAGAGAACGUCCGGAGGAGUUGAGAGAACGACCGGAGGAGUUCAGAGAACGUCCGGAGGAGUCCAGAGAAUGUCCGGAGGAGUUCAGAGAACGUCUGGAGGAGUCCAGAGAACGUCCGGAGGAGUUUAGAGAACGUCCGGAGGAGUUCAGAGAACGUCCGGAGGAGUUCAGAGAACGUCCGGAGGAGUUCAGAGAACGUCCGGAGGAGUUCAGAGAACGUCCGGAGGAGUUCAGAGAACGUCCGGAGGAGUUCAGAGAACGUCCGGAGGAGUUCAGAGAAGAGAACGUCCAGGAGGAGUUCAGAGAACGUCCAGGAGGAGUUCAGAGAACGUCCGGAGGAGUUCAGAGAACGUCCAGGAGGAGUUCAGAGAACGUCCAGGAGGAGUUCAGAGAACGUCCAGGAGGAGUUCAGAGAACGUCCAGGAGGAGUUCAGAGAACGUCCACGAGGAGUUCAGAGAACGUCCGGAGGAGUUCAGAGAACGUUCGGAGGAGUUCAGAGAACGUCCGGAGGAGUUCAGAGAACGUCCGGAGGAGUUCAGAGAACGUCCGGAGGAGUUCAGAGAACGUCCGGAGGAGUUCAGAGAACGUCCGGAGGAGUUCAGAGAACGUCCGGAGGAGUUCAGAGAACGUCCGGAGGAGUUCAGAGAACGUCCGGAGGAGUUCAGAGAACGUCCGGAGGAGUUCAGAGAACGUCCGGAGGAGUACAGAGAACGUCCAGGAGGAGUUCAGAGAACGUCCGGAGGAGUUCAGAGAACGUCCAGGAGGAGUUCAGAGAACGUCCAGGAGGAGUUCAGAGAACGUCCAGGAGGAGUUCAGAGAACGUCCAGGAGGAGUUCAGAGAACGUCCAGGAGGAGUUCAGAGAACUCCAGGAGGAGUUCAGAGAACGUCCGGAGGAGUUCAGGGAACGUCCGGAGGAGUUCAGGGAACGUCCGGAGGAGUUCAGGGAACGUCCGGAGGAGUUCAGGGAACGUCCGGAGGAGUUCAGAGAACGUCCGGAGGAGUUCAGAGAACGUCCGGAGGAGUUCAGAGAACGUCCGGAGGAGUUCAGAGAACGUCCGGAGGAGUUCAGAGAACGUCCGGAGGAGUUCAGAGAACGUCCGGAGGAGUUCAGAGAACGUCCGGAGGAGUUCAGAGAACGUCCGGAGGAGUUCAGAGAACGUCCGGAGGAGUUCAGAGAACGUCCGGAGGAGUUCAGAGAACGUCCGGAGGAGUUCAGAGAACGUCCGGAGGAGUUCAGAGAACGUCCGGAGGAGUUCAGAGAACGUCCGGAGGAGUUCAGAGAACGUCCGGAGGAGUUCAGAGAACGUCCGGAGGAGUUCAGAGAACGUCCGGAGGAGUUCAGAGAACGUCCGGAGGAGUUCAGAGAACGUCCGGAGGAGUUCAGAGAACGUCCGGAGGAGUUCAGAGAACCUCCGGGAGAAAUCAGAGAACGGUCGGAGGAGUUCAGAGAACGUUCGGAAGAGUUCAUAGAACGUCCGGAGGAGUUCAGAGAACGUCCGGAGGAGUUCAGAGAACCUCCGGGAGAAAUCAGAGAAUGGUCGGAGGAGUUCAGAGAACGUUCGGAAGAGUUCAUAGAACGUCCGGAGGAGUUCAGAGAACGUCCGGAGGAGUUCAGAGAACGUCCGGAGGAGUUCAGAGAACGUCCGGAGGAGUUCAGAGAACGUCCGGAGGAGUUCAGAGAACGUCCGGAGGAGUUCAGAGAACGUCCGGAGGAGUUCAGAGAACGUCCGGAGGAGUUCAGAGAACGUCCGGAGGAGUUCAGAGAACGUCCGGAGGAGUUCAGAGAACGUCCGGAGGAGUUCAGAGAACGUCCGGAGGAGUUCAGAGAACGUCCGGAGGAGUUCAGAGAACGUCCGGAGGAGUUCAGAGAACGUCCGGAGGAGUUCAGAGAACGUCCGGAGGAGUUCAGAGAACGUCCGGAGGAGUUCAGAGAACGUCCGGAGGAGUUCAGAGAACGUCCGGAGGAGUUCAGAGAACGUCCGGAGGAGUUCAGAGAACGUCCGGAGGAGUUCAGAGAACGUCCGGAGGAGUUCAGAGAACGUCCGGAGGAGUUCAGAGAACGUCCGGAGGAGUUCAGAGAACGUCCGGAGGAGUUCAGAGAACGUCCGGAGGAGUUCAGAGAACGUCCGGAGGAGUUCAGAGAACGUCCGGAGGAGUUCAGAGAACGUCCGGAGGAGUUCAGAGAACGUCCGGAGGAGUUCAGAGAACGUCCGGAGGAGUUCAGAGAACGUCCGGAGGAGUUCAGAGAACGUCCGGAGGAGUUCAGAGAACGUCCGGAGGAGUUCAGAGAACGUCCGGAGGAGUUCAGAGAACGUCCGGAGGAGUUCAGAGAACCUCCGGGAGAAAUCAGAGAACGGUCGGAGGAGUUCAGAGAACGUUCGGAAGAGUUCAUAGAACGUCCGGAGGAGUUCAGAGAACGUCCGGAGGAGUUCAGAGAACCUCCGGGAGAAAUCAGAGAAUGGUCGGAGGAGUUCAGAGAACGUUCGGAAGAGUUCAUAGAACGUCCGGAGGAGUUCAGAGAACGUCCGGAGGAGUUCAGAGAACGUCCGGAGGAGUUCAGAGAACGUCCGGAGGAGUUCAGAGAACGUCCGGAGGAGUUCAGAGAACGUCCGGAGGAGUUCAGAGAACGUCCGGAGGAGUUCAGAGAACGUCCGGAGGAGUUCAGAGAACGUCCGGAGGAGUUCAGAGAACGUCCGGAGGAGUUCAGAGAACGUCCGGAGGAGUUCAGAGAACGUCCGGAGGAGUUCAGAGAACGUCCGGAGGAGUUCAGAGAACGUCCGGAGGAGUUCAGAGAACGUCCGGAGGAGUUCAGAGAACGUCCGGAGGAGUUCAGAGAACGUCCGGAGGAGUUCAGAGAACGUCCGGAGGAGUUCAGAGAACGUCCGGAGGAGUUCAGAGAACGUCCGGAGGAGUUCAGAGAACGUCCGGAGGAGUUCAGAGAACCUCCGGGAGAAAUCAGAGAACGGUCGGAGGAGUUCAGAGAACGUUCGGAAGAGUUCAUAGAACGUCCGGAGGAGUUCAGAGAACGUCCGGAGGAGUUCAGAGAACCUCCGGGAGAAAUCAGAGAACGGUCGGAGGAGUUCAGAGAACGUUCGGAAGAGUUCAUAGAACGUCCGGAGGAGUUCAGAGAACGUCCGGAGGAGUUCAGAGAACCUCCGGGAGAAAUCAGAGAACGGUCGGAGGAGUUCAGAGAACGUUCGGAAGAGUUCAUAGAACGUCCGGAGGAGUUCAGAGAACAGUUUUUCAGCCGUUAG
Messenger RNA from Ochlerotatus camptorhynchus, 3369 nucleotides. Its product is annotated as trichohyalin-like. The transcript has 4 exons. The record is from RefSeq and is a predicted model, not a curated record. The coding region runs from base 1 to 3369 and encodes 1122 amino acids. Lineage: Eukaryota; Metazoa; Arthropoda; Insecta; Diptera; Culicidae.